Molecule: messenger RNA, 3672 nt
Organism: Sorex araneus (European shrew)
Lineage: Eukaryota; Metazoa; Chordata; Mammalia; Eulipotyphla; Soricidae
Exons: 7
Coding region: 1-3672 (1223 amino acids)
Biological process (GO): RNA-templated DNA biosynthetic process
Molecular function (GO): RNA-directed DNA polymerase activity
Source: RefSeq, a predicted model, not a curated record
AUGAAAAAGAUUAUUGCAAGACCUAAUUGUGGCACAAAAGUACAAAUCCGGAGAGAUUAUGUGAAAAUUUUAAAUGAUCAUCAAAAAUUACUUGGAGAUAUUAGUUGGAUUCGACCUGCUUUAAAAUCAACCACUGGGGAAUUAAAACCUCUUUUUGAUAUGUUAAAAGGAGAUGCUGAUCCUUUAUCCCCUAGGGAGUUAACUCCUGAAGCUUCCUUGGCAAUAGAAGCAGUCAAGGAAGCUCUUCAAGUGGCUCAGCAAAAAAUCCACAAUGAACUGCGAUGGUUACCUGCGAGAUUCGUCCGGCAAGUGGAAGAAAAAGAGGAAGAACAAGAAUUGGCCGAUGCAAGUCGUUCGCUGGAAGAUGAGGAAGAUACUGAUAACCCCAACACACAAGAACUAACCAUCCUUGUUGUGGCUCUGCCAACUGUUAGCCACCAUGACAUUAAUGUCACAACUGGUCCGGAGAUCAUGUGCUACAUUGGAAGAAUCUUACCAAUGUUGUUUGGAACAGGAUUUUCUAAGUGGUCUCGAUCCUACACUGGAUCUUAUUUACCACCAGAUUUAGAGACUUGUACACAAACUGUUGUAGCCUCUCUAAUCUCGAUGUGGACAGUGUGCAGCAGUCUUCAGGACAGUCCCUGGACCAUGCGGAACUACACGUGGAUCUGCUGGCAUCCUCGAGCUCAAGAUUCAAGUUUGAAUGGCAACGGGAAAAUUGCAGAUGCACCCUGGGGACUGACGAAUGAAGGUCAUCAGAUGGGAAUAUGGAGAGUGGCUUUAGCUAUGGGAAAGGACAAUGAAUCGUAUCUGGACAAUGUAGAAGAAUUGAACUCUCCUCAUAGAAGUCAGAAUGUACAAUUCUCUCUUGGACCAGUGACCAAUGACCAAUCACCAGUGACCAGUCAUCUGUACUGGACACUUGUGGUCUUCCGCUUCAGUGUUCAGACGUACUCUCGUAUCGUCUCCUCUUCUCACCUACCUUUCAUUGAUAUUUCCCCUUCUCUGACCAUGUCAGAAACCUUUCAAAAUCCAUCUGUAUUAGGAACUGCACAUUCUCUGCAGCUUCCCCUUUCCAUGGUGAACAAUGCAGCUUCCCUCACAGGAAGUGUCUGCAACUACUCCAGAGUAUCUGCUCCAGCUGGUAGUUCUGAUUGGCUCCUGCCCUCAGCCUCUGGCACCUCUUUCCAACCACUGAUGGGUAGUGCCUAUCUUUACCAACAUUCUAGCACAACGAUGCUGUCUGGAGUGUCUGGCCAGAGCCAGAUAUCCACUUCGGCUGCUUCCUACCCGAGUCUUUUGGAGUGGGAUAUUGCAGGAAGUGCUGAAAAGAAGUCUUCCAUGGGAGACUAUACUGUGACUGUCCUUGACCAGGACACUGCUGUCUCUUCCUUGUCUAUGGCAGCUCGCUAUGAGAAACCCUUAGAUAUCAACAACACGGUGUCUGUGUACCCAUCACUUUCUGCCCGUCUUGUUGAGAGGACACCAUCUCAGGUUCCAAAUCAGAGUCACAGCCUGUCGCUUCCCUACCAGGAUGGGAGCCAGGUGUAUUACUAUCAUCAGGGCACUCAGGGACCUCUCCUUUCUGGAGAACUUGGUCCCUACCUGCAAUCCUAUGGCUCCAUGACAUACACAGGAGGUAGGGGAUCUGCCCUCCAAACUUACAGCAACUCAUCCCCAGAAAUGGUUAUGGUUCUAAAGGAGAUCCAGCCCUCAAGAAACCCACCACCAGCCUCCACCUCUGGAAUCUACUACUCUGUGUCUGCUCAACCCAUCACAGAAUCGAGUUAUCAAGUGAUGAAUACCCAGGGGAUGGAGUCUUCCCUGGCAUUGCAACCUUCCAGUCAGACAUUUUGUCUGACACAACCUUCAGAAUUGGCCACGUCUUGCAGUAGCAGGAUUCAAAUACUUGAGAGUAACCAACCACCAGAGCUCCUGGAUGUUCCCAUAAUAGCUCCAGCCCAAAGUAACCUGGCACUGCCCCCAGCUGCAAAUCAGGAACACACAGAUAAUAAUUUGGAUGAGAUGAAAAUUGGCCUAUCAAAUUCUCUGGAUACCUAUCAGACCCCAAUAGAAAAUGAAGAUCCACCACUGUGCCCAUUAGAAAUCCCUGAUAUCCACAAGCUCCUGGCCUGUAUUGAUCCUCUCAGCCAGGAGCAACAGCCUGGUACUGAAACUACUGGCCAGGGAAAGAAUGGUCUGUGUUUUGAGGAAAGUGGGAUUGAAUCUGGCGGUAGUUUUGCAGACAUUGCUACACUGGUGGAAGACAUACAUCUUCCCCAGCUCUUUGAUUGCUUAGAAGACCUAGAUCAAUGCAAAGAUCUGCAGGUAGAGACCACCACAGAUACCAUCACUCUGAAUCAGGUGCAAGAAAAUUCAAGUGGCACUGAGGCUCCCUCCCAUCCAACCCGGAAGAACAAAAAUGAGGCCUCUGAGCCUCUUGAGGGAGAACCCAAGGCCAAAAUCCAGCCACAAGUCCCCGAAGGCUUGCUAGGGGGAGCAGUGAUGGUCUGUAAUGCUGCAGUGAGUGACAGGUGUCCUGUGACCAUGGCCAAACAGAAGAGCAAACCUCAGAAAGCUGCAUCCAGCAGGAUCAGCAAGACCAAGAGCCAUGGGCAGGAGAAGACAAAAAAGUCCCGAGAAAACUCUAAGAAAGCUGAGGAGAGUAAGCAGCCAGGGAACAAGGUGAAGGCAGAGGAGAAGCCCACCAUCGCCAGGAUGAAACGCAAGAAAAGUCAGCCUGAGCUCUGCAAGGAGGCCUUUAAAAAGCCCCGCAGCUGCCUAGGCAUGCACAUGCUGGAGUCCGUGCAGGUGUUUCACGCGCUGGGGAAGAAGAACGAUCAAAAGCCUGGCUUCUCUUCCUCCCGGGUCCUGGGUAGCUCCAAGAAGCCCAGAGACUUCCAGGCCUCCUCAGCUGUCCAACCCUGGCUAGGUGCCACCCGGGAUGGAAAAGGUGUGGAGAAAACUCAGCUCAAAGCACAGAAACCAAGCAGCAGUGCUGAAGAAUGCUCGUCUCCAUCCCAGUAUGAGCUGCCGCCUCCUGGGAAGGUCAAAUUGGUACCUUUGCCUUUUCCAACCAUGGAGAAGCCGCGAGUUCGACAUGUUCCUCGGAGACCACAGUCUCUGGCUUCACAUCGUCCUGCUGCAGCUCACCCUGCCAGGCCUGGCUCUACCAACUCAGCUCAGCCAUCUGCCGCCAAUUCAUCCCGGCCAACCACCGCAUCUUUGCCAGGCCCUGCCAAACCAGCUCAGCCCAUUUCAACCAACCCAUCUCGACCAGGUUUGCCAAACCCUCCUAGCCGGCCUAUUCCUCAGCCUGCCACUUCUAGACCUGCUCCCUGCAAGACAACUGCUAGCACUUCUCUCCAGCGGGAGCCUCUUCCCGUCUCUGUGACCAAGUGCCAGUCUCCACCCAAAGCUCAGAGUCAGAGUCAGUUUCUACUCCAAGACUUCCGUUUCCAACCGAUUCCAUGGAGAAAGCCCAAUGUUCCCGAGCCAGUCAUGUCCAAGCCCAUCACAAAAGAGCAGAGGCCAGAGCGUGAGGCCAUGAAAAGGAAGGCUCAGCAGGAGCGUGAGAACGCUGCCAAAUACACCUCUUUGGGGAAAGUGCAGUUUUUUAUUGAGAGAGAAAAAGAGAUGGACAUCUCUCAAUACUAUGGCUACGUAAUGUGA